AUGCCGCCACAAACCCGAUCCCAGCGGAAACCCGCUUCCGCAAUCCCAACCACAACACACCCUCAAGUCUUCCAAACCCUCCCUCCAGACGCGCAAAUCAACCACGCUGCCUCAAUAAGAUACUGGGACAGCCUCGACGCAACACCGGGCACCAUGCUGGGCAUCAUGGGCGACUACCCAUGGUACACGCGGAUCGACCUCCGGGGGUCCAAGAACUUUAUAGCGAAAGCGCGGCGCCUCGUUCCGGGCGCUAACACAGGCAAGAAACUGGGCCGCGGAGUGGAUUGUGGUGCGGGGGUUGGACGGGUUACCGAGGGGCUCCUGAGGGAUGUGUGUGAGGUUGUUGAUGCUGUUGAGCCUGUUGAGAAGUUUGCGAGUGUUAUGAGGGGGCGGAAGAGUGGGGAAGACAGCGCGAGGGCGUCGAAUGGAGCGCAAACGGAGACGCAGGGAGGUGGUGAUGGUGAGAGUGAAAGUGAGAGGGGGGUUAUUGGGGAUAUCUAUGUUACGGGCCUGGAGUCCUGGACGCCGACGCAGAAAUACGAUCUGGUAUGGGCGCAGUUCUGCGCGAACUAUGUGACGGAUGCGCAGCUUGUCGAGUUCCUGCGGCGGUGCUGUGCGUCGCUAACGGAGAGCGGGAUUGUGGGUUUCAAGGAGAAUAUCUCGACGGAUUUCAAUGGGCAGGAUAUGUACGAUGAGGAGGAUAGCAGUGUCACUCGGACGGACGAGAAGUUUAGAGCCCUAUUUAAGGAGGCUGGGAUGGGUGUUGUUGCGUCGGAGCUGCAGACGGGGAUUCCAAAGAACUACAAUUUGCUUCCUGUCCGAUUCUAUGCGCUGAGACCUAGACCUUGA
Aspergillus mulundensis is the source of this 849-nucleotide messenger RNA. Its product is annotated as N-terminal protein methyltransferase. The transcript has a single exon. The coding region runs from base 1 to 849 and encodes 282 amino acids. Gene Ontology annotation, biological process: N-terminal protein amino acid methylation. The record is from RefSeq and is a predicted model, not a curated record. Gene Ontology annotation, cellular component: cytoplasm. Gene Ontology annotation, molecular function: N-terminal protein N-methyltransferase activity. Lineage: Eukaryota; Fungi; Ascomycota; Eurotiomycetes; Eurotiales; Aspergillaceae.